CCUUAUGCCCUCCCUCCAAAAAGCUCAAGUUUAAAUGCAAAGCACCAAAUUUGUCAUAACUUACUUUGGGGUAGGAACUGAUUGUUUGCUGCCGAGUUUGCUGAGAGUUUGCAGCCUUUACCAGAGUUUCAGCAGGCAUUGCUAUUUGUGUACAUUCAAUAUUUUUUAUAUAAAGACUUAUAUUUGUGAAUAUGUCAUGUGCUAUCGGUUUUGGAAGAUAAAUUUAGAAAAUUAACUGUAAGAAAACGAAACAAGGAAGCUGCGAGCUUGAAAACCAAAAGGGAAACCACCCAUCAUCAUGUGAGUGAUGCUGAGACUGAGAGUUACAUGUACUUUGUCAGUUUUGAUGUGCCAUUUGGUCAUUUGCAGUUUUUAACUAGCGCACUCUAUCUUCAAGGUCAUUUUUGCAGGGUGAAAGUGGCCACAAUUAAGCGAGUCAGUUUCGAUGUGAUCCACUAACGAAAGUAUUUAUAAGUACAACACUUCCUCUUGAAGAUCAUUUUGCAUUUUCUUAGCAACCAUAUCAUGUCGUUGUUAAUGCAUGGAGUUCACUGCACCUUGAGCCUGUAACGCAAAUGCCAACUUGACAUCAUUUCUCAUCCCAAGCCAUCCAGUUAACAGGGCCAUCAGUUCUCUGUGGAAAAUUGGCUGCACAUACUAUGGACAGACAGCCCUUGCUGUUGCCUACUUCAAAAACACGAACGGAUGACAAUUUGGUGUCACAUUGGCUGUAACUUGACGUAAGAGGACACUCAGGACAGAUAGUUCUUGUACAGACUCAAAACUUGGCAGUGGUGAAAUACAUAAAACACUGGCUACAAAAGGCUGUUGGUUGGAAACUGUACCCAAGUGGAACAGCAACUGCUACCGGGUAUUUCAGAUUGUCCUUCAUGUACUUGUUCAAAUCUUUGUGUCCUGUGUACUAUUUGAGAGGCAAACUUUUAGUUUGCUAUUUUUGCAACUUCAUGUGAACAAAGCUGCAGUUAUAUCCUCACCGGUAAAACUUGUCUUGCUUGAUUUUGUCGUCAUCUGUGAAUCACGCUUUUCUUCAGUUCACCAUUCUGUGAGCAAACUUCUGCUGUGUUUCUCCACCCCACGGCUCUGUACAAGACACUGAACAAUCACAUCUACUGUUAUAGACACUGCAUGAAAUAUACACCAGCAAGAAGACUCUGUGUCAAUCAUGUGGUCGUACAACGCAAAUGUCACCGUCUAUGCCCAAGCUACAAUGUCCCUUGCUCAGCUGGACAUUCUGGUCUGUACCUUCUUCACCUGUGUCUUCCAGAACAACAGCGACAACUGCUCCGUGGCCUAUUCCCUACCCCAGUAUGACCAUCUACUGAUCUGGGAUGCCAGGGGACCAGCCCCUGGGGCACCGAUGAACGAGUCCUACAAUGCACAAAGCAACGAGACGUACAAACUGUUCAACCACUUGUUAGAACUCCUUGGCUUAGACAACCCGGCAGAGGCUGACAAGUAUGUGUAUUCCAACACAGAGACUGUAUUGUAUGGUUUUGCCCUGCCUGUCCUCAAACUACUAGGCAUCCUAUCCAUUCUGUCUUUUUUCUUCACCCUUCUCAGAGUUCCCUCCAUGCGUAAUGUCACUAAUUUCUACCUGACUAAUUUGGGUGUUGCAGAUCUGAUAGUUUUGAUUUCAGGUGCCACAUAUCAUCAAUGUGCGGUCUUGACUACACAAAACAGAUUAGAUAUCCCAUAUUUUGGUGGAUCAAUCCAAGCAGUUGUUAGUGUUUUAAUCUACUUCGCCAAUGUCGGUGGCUUUUCAUCUCUAGCAUUUGUUAUUGUGCUAUCCUAUGAUAGAUAUUUUGCCAUUUGUCAUCCUCUCAAAUACCGUAAUCUCAAUCUGAAGCGACGGGCAAUACGAGCAGCAGUUUGCAUAUGGCUGCUGUCCUUGUCUGUAAAUGUUCUUUUUUUGUGGACUAAGUUUCAGAGCCUAAAUGCACCAGCAAUCAAAUGUCUUGUUUGGCCAAAGGAAGAAAAGUAUAAACAUCUAUCAGGUAAUGUGCAGAUGUUAUCUAAUAAUGAUGAAACAGUUGUGACUUGCUUUCAGGUGAUUCGUUACAUGGUACUCUGUACGUACAUGUUGAGUUUGAUCCUCACUUGCACUUUCAAUAUCCUCCUUAUUAAGGGACUGCAUGCACCAAAUCCAACUGGUGAUCAGAUCCAAGGUCCGUCAAAACAUCUAGGAAGAGUGACUCUGAUACUUGGCAUCAACACAGCCGUGGUAUUUGUCUGUUUUCUACCCCAAGUUGUAACUGCCUUAUUGCUCAUUUUAUCGCAAAGCUUGGAUGAAGUGAAUUUAUCUGCAGAUGUUAAAAGGGCAUUGCUUCUGAUGACUGCUUGCCUCAGAGUCAUCAACUCUUCCAUUAAUUCAGUCAUAUUCAAUGCUGGUAGUGGAAGGUACAGGAAGGCCUUUAAGCAAGCCUUCUGCUGCGGAAAGAGGCAGCAAGUACAUGUACCAACGAUCAAUAUCCCUCUGCAGACAUUACCAAGAGCAGAUCCUGCUGAUAGGAUCAGAUCAUAAGAUCCACAAGCAAAAUCCCUCCCCCCCCCCAGUAAAAAAGGAAAAGGACAGAAAAAAAUGCAAUCCUCUCUUCCAAGAGUUUCUAUUACUUCCAAAAGUUCCAAAGUAAUUUAUCAAUCUGUCGUUUCUAAAGCUUUUAGACAAAUUUUUAUCCACAGCACUUCAGUUUUGUUUGGGAACCAUGGUUUACUUUAUUUUAAAAAAAAUAAUAAAACUCUGUCUACCACCACAUUUUUGAUUUCCACAAGUCAACAGAUGUCAAAUGGAAAUUGUUUUCAGCAUUCUGUAAAGUACACUGUAUAUAUAAAUAGAACUGACUGUUGUUUAUGUAAAAACAAAAAGAAGCUUACUAUGUUUAUUCAAAGGCUGUAAUUGUAUUAAACAUACCGAUACUGU
Patiria miniata (bat star) is the source of this 2938-nucleotide messenger RNA. RefSeq names its product nociceptin receptor-like. Gene Ontology annotation, molecular function: G protein-coupled receptor activity. Gene Ontology annotation, biological process: G protein-coupled receptor signaling pathway. NCBI's taxonomy places the organism in Eukaryota, Metazoa, Echinodermata, Asteroidea, Valvatida, Asterinidae. Gene Ontology annotation, cellular component: plasma membrane. Bases 1184 to 2542 code for a protein of 452 amino acids. The record is from RefSeq and is a predicted model, not a curated record. The transcript has a single exon.